This is a messenger RNA of Biomphalaria glabrata, 7915 nucleotides long. Its product is annotated as cyclin-dependent kinase-like 1. Gene Ontology annotation, biological process: protein phosphorylation. Gene Ontology annotation, molecular function: cyclin-dependent protein serine/threonine kinase activity; ATP binding. Gene Ontology annotation, cellular component: nucleus. The transcript has 11 exons. The record is from RefSeq and is a predicted model, not a curated record. Bases 581 to 1777 code for a protein of 398 amino acids. Lineage: Eukaryota; Metazoa; Mollusca; Gastropoda; Planorbidae.
AGUUUCCAACGAUCGUUGAUUUGUAGUUUUAUAUCUCUCUCUCUUUUUUUUUUCAAUCAAAAGUAUUUUAAGCGCUCUGCGGAUGGACAUACAAUUGUGUAAUUUAGUUCGGGCUGCGGAUGAAUAUAUUUUGAUUUGUGUCAACAUUGAUAACGUUUUCGUAUACCACCUAGAAACAGUUUCAAGAGCACAAAUGAUCUAGAUGUCAACAUUUCAUUGUGACCUCUCACCUUAUGACCUGAUACACUUGGGAUACACACAAACCUCUAGCACUGACGUCACUGCACAAGUUGCCUUUUGACCUGCCCAUAUUCCCUGACCAAUGGAAUAUUUCUUCGACCGAUCUGGUCAUCAGAAGCGUCACUACGCCAUGUAACCCCCCUACUAAGGGAGAUUACCGACACUUACACUUCCGGACAAAAAGGAUCCUGGGAUUAACUUCUCAAGAAUCUAUCCAGCUGUGUGCGUGUGUUUUUUUUUUCCUUCUUUGUGACGACCUGGUUCAAAGGCCGUUGCUGUGGAGGGGAGACAAUUGUAUGUUGUGGGUCAGUCCAGCAGCUUACAUCAGCUGAGACACACUAUGAGGAAUUUUAAUUACUUCCCUUUGCCCCCGUCAUUAGGACCACCGAUUGGUCCAAGGAAAGAUCCUCCCGGCAACCAGCAACAACAGGGUCCAUACUGGAACAAUACAGGAAACACAGACAAGAUGGACAAGUAUGAGAAAAUAAACAAAAUUGGAGAAGGAUCCUAUGGUGUAGUUUUCAAAUGUCGCAACAGAGAGACCUCGCAGUUAGUUGCUAUAAAAAAAUUUGUGGAAUCAGAGGAGGACCCUUUAAUUAAGAAAAUUGCAAUGAGGGAGAUAAGGAUGUUAAAGCAACUUAAACACCCCAACUUAGUCAACCUGAUAGAAGUUUUCCGACGCAGGAAAAGACUUCAUUUGGUUUUUGAAUACGUUGACCACACAGUUCUAAAUGAACUUGAUAGACAUCCAAAAGGAGUGCCAGAGAAAUUGGUUCAGAGAAUUAUUUACCAGACGUUAUUAGCAGUCAACUUUUGUCACCAGCACAAUACCAUACACAGAGAUGUCAAACCAGAGAAUAUAUUAAUCAACAGACAAGGUCAAGUGAAAUUAUGUGACUUUGGCUUUGCAAGAGUUCUCACUGGCCCUGGAGGAGAAUACACAGACUACGUGGCCACAAGAUGGUACAGAGCUCCCGAACUCUUGGUGGGGGACACACAGUAUGGGCCACCAGUGGAUGUCUGGGCCAUAGGUUGUGUCUUUGCAGAACUCCUCACUGGCCAGGCCAUUUGGCCAGGACGAUCAGAUGUCGACCAACUCUACCUCAUUCGUAAAACUCUAGGUGACCUUAUCCCAAGACAUCUAGAAAUUUUCUCAAACAAUGCUUUCUUCAAGGGCAUGAGUAUUCCCGAGCCAGAAAGACUCGAACCAUUAGAAGAGCGAUAUCCCAUGAUGAGUCCCUCAGCGAUGAAUUUUUUGCAGUCCUGUGUGCAAAUGGAUCCAGAAGAAAGAGGAACAUGCGCUCAGCUUUUACAGCACCCGUACAUGGAUGCAAACAGAGAAUCAGGGAUAGAGUUUUCUAAAGCCAAACCUGAAAUUAGAAAAAAUCAGAACAAGUCAAGGGCGAGCAAUUAUCCUCCUCCUUUCCAGCCCUUCCCCCAGCUCCAGCCUGCCAACAGUCCAGUCCCUCCUUACAGACCCCCAUUACCACUGAGAACCAAGCCACCACAGAGGUUUGACCAUCUCCCCAAUAUCUGACUUUUCGGCCAAGGGGUUCAGCGUUAUGAUGGCAAUUAAACAAGAAAACGUCUGUCUUGAUUUAAUUCCAACUCAUAAUUGUCAAACUAUUACCUAGCCGAACCCUGGAGGCCAAUUUUCAUUCAUUACAUUCAUGUAUGUAAAGCUCACUAACGGUCAUUUCACUGCAAGCUUUGACUAAACAUUUUUACCUCAGGCACUUUGGACAUUUUCAAAUAAAAUUUUCCUUCUUCUAAGUUAAAUAUUAAUACUAAUAGUACUAGCUACCUUUACUUUCACUUUGAAUGUUUAUUUAAAACAAAAUAUGUUCACUUACCAGAUUUUAAAUACAUCUAAAAGUAAAGACAAAUAGUUGAAAAUGUCCAGAUAUAGCUCUAAGUGUCUGUGGCUUUUCACACAAAUGUCCAGAUUUGGUUUUAGGUGUCAGCAGCUUUUAUUGCCAUUUUAUUUUUCUAUUAUUAUUAUUUAUUUAUUUUUAGGUUUACAACUUUAGCUUGUGUGUAUGUGAGUGUGUGUAUUCAUGUUUAUGUAAAGGUUGACUUUAUAUCAACCACAAAUUUUUAUGUACUGCAUUUUAUAAUACAAAACAAAACAAAAAAAUCUGUCUCAUAUCUGCUCGGAUCUCAGUGGAACUCUUUGGGUAAAUGUUGAAAAAUCUCAAAUUCAUGAUAAAUGAAAGUCAUUUGAAUGAUAUUCACUGUAAGUGAUAUUUGAUUUCAGAGUAUCUUUUGGUGAACCUGUCGGUAAAAAGUAAAUCAGCUAGUCAACUAAUUUGAUUAACUUAUAAAUGGGAUGGAAUUAGCAUCAAAUUUGACAUGUUCAAGCUUUAAAUGUAACAAAUGAAACAAAUUACUUAUGAACAAAAAUUUUUUGGUGAUAAAUAAUCAUUGAUUUUACAUUGAAAAUUAUAAUCAUAGUCCUAAUGGUUUAUACUAAGAUUAUUUGGAAGAAAAAAAGUCAUUUAGCAGAUUCAAUCAUGUUUACUCAGGGAAUUCAGUAGAUAAUUAAAAUAUUUAGUUUACUAAUUAGCUAAUAAACAGGCAGGCUGGUCAGCUAUUUUGCCAAAAGUCUAUUUCCUGUUUAGAUAAAACUAAUUUAUCAAAGCAAAGGGUCAUGGUUAAAGUAAAACUAGAUUGUUAUGUAUUUUUGUGGUUUUCUAUGUUAUUUUUUCAUUUAAAGAAAAUUUUCACAAGGCAUUGUUAGUGUGUACCAAUGACAACAUUCAUAAAGAUAGUUGUUUUUUUUUUUAGCAUGGCAAAAAAAAAAUGUUUUUUAAUGUAAAAAAAAAGUCAGUUUUAUUAACUUUUAACAAAUGGAAACUACAUAAAAUGAUUUGAAGGCUUUCCUUACUAAACAUUGUCUGUUUGAAGGAUUUCCAUACUAAACAUUGUCUGUGCUUUUCCCUCCUGUGCAUUGAAGUUAGUCAAUAAUUAAUUAUAUUCCAACUACCUCAUGGUAUUUAUCUGUGCCCUCAUAUAUAAACACACACACAUCAAACAAAGACAUUAAAACACAUGCAUAUUGAUAACACAUCUCUUAUAGAAAAGCUUUGACAAAACGUAUUUAUAUAAAGGAGUUACUAAAACAGAACAGCAACAAGCAAACACAACCAAAGGCUUCAUGAUAUAAUUCAUAAUAAUAGUCAUAAUAAACAAAAAGAAAUAAAUUUUUUUACUGCUAUGUCUCAUUACUAUUAUGAAAGACGUCUCAAGUGACAGUAUUUUGUUCAUGUGUAGGGUAGGGUUUUUGGUUUUUUUUUGGGUUCUUUUGUGCAUUGUGUUUUAAGGUAAAUUUAAAAACUAGAAGCAUUUAUUUUAUUUGUUUUCCUGUUUUAUAAAAUCCUAUUCCCUAAAUAUUGUAUCAUUAUCUAUUCAUUUUUAUUUGCAUGAUCAUUUAGCUAAUGACAAAUCAAUUUGUAUAUUAAUCAUGGAAAUGGUCAGAUUGCUUUUUCUUUCAGAAAGAUGAAACUUUUGAAGCUAUAUAGGAAUAAUAGUUGGUAAAUUUCCUGAUAAAAUAAAUUGUUGAUAGAAUGAACAUCAGCUAAAAUAAAUAUAUCUCAAUAUUAAAUUUUUUUAUUUUUUUUUUAAAUUAAGACAGUAAUUAUUAACAAUGAUCAGUUUUCAAUUUUUAUACCUUAGCAGACAUAUGAACACAAUACUUAGCAAUACUUAGCAAUAAAAGCUUGAUACUUCAUCGCCCUAGUGCCUGGCCACCAUAAAAAUAAAAGAAGCACACAGAAAUAACCCAAUAUACUGCCAACAUUGACAUUUUGGUGCUAGAUUUGGGCCACUAGAGUGUGUUGCUGAGGAUCUUGUUUUGGUGUGUGUUGAUUUGCACUAACAGCUUUGACAAAUACUACCACAGUGAGUUUUUAUUUUCAUAUAACUUCAACCCACUGCUGAGUGAAUCUCUUUUCCUCCCUAAAUGCAGCUAUUUUUCUAGAUGUGAUCUUUUUUUUUUCGUUUGUUUGACCUUAGCUUGCAGUCAUGUAACCUCAUAGGCAUGAGCAUCACCUAGAGAUCUGAACCUCAUUGAUACUAUUAGAGUUGGCAUCAUAUAAAUUUGAAAGAAUAUUUUAGAUGACUCUAAAAUAUAAAAAAAAGUUCCAUAAAAUUUAUAGUUUAGAAGUAUCAACAUUCAUUUCAUGAAAAUUGGCCUCUAGGAUUCGUGUGCUUUCUUACUGUUAACUUCUAGAAUUGAAAAAAAGUUUUAGUUUUAUGUCCCUGCAGAGUUGUAGUAUUUAUUGUAAAUGUUGAAUGAAUUGUUAAAUUGUUUUAUUAUGGUAAUAUUCAUCCUUCAUAGUUUUUACAUUCCCUAUCACAAGUUAUUACCCAUGGAUAACUCCUGGAAUAUUCACAUAUGCAAACAAUUUUAUUGUAUAGAUGUAUAGAAUGUUUAAACAAAAGAAAAUAAAUAUAAUAAAUCAUUCCUAAUAUUCUUUUGUCAAAGAUUUAAUUGUAUACUAAGGACUUUGAGUAUCGUCAUGAAAAUGAAAAACAAAUGGCCAGUAUUUGUUAUAGUUGUCAGUGCAGAUCCUCAAGAAAACAAGUCUAGCAUCAAUAAGGUUCCUCAUAAGUCAUUGAAACACUAAGCUUCUAAAAUGGCAGUUCAAUUGAAAUAAUACCAGAGCUAGAACCAAAACUUUAAAAAAAAUUAAGAUAAGAUAAACAAUCUGGUUGCUUCUUCUGUGGAUAGAACAAGUUUAGUACUGUUCUGGAUAAAACAUAAGUUUAGUAGCCUACUAUACUUCUUCUGUGGAUAAAACAAGUUUAGUACCCUAGUACUAGUUUUUUAACUCUUUCUCUCUGUAAUUAUUUUUCUCGUUCUGAUAGUAUAAUUAAUUUUGCUCAUUUGUAUUUCAUUAUCCUUUUAUGAUUAAACUUCAAUAGCUUGUUAUCAGAAAAUGUUUUAUUUGGUAUUGAAUUAGAGGAGAUUGCAUACUCUUUUUAAACAACACAAAUUAAAGUUCCAAAAAACAAUUUAGUUUAAUGGGCGUCAAAUCAACAUUGGCAUCGUUAGUUAAGAGAGAAAGAGUUAAAUCUCUGCCAUGUGAGAACCAUGACAUUUUUUUAAUAUAUUAAGAAUCAAUCAUUGCUUUUUUUUUUAUAUUAAAUUUUCUUUAAGUAGAAAACAACAACUUUUUUAUGCUAAAUAUAAUCUAAUGAAUUUUUAAAGAUUCUAUUGCAGUUGUAGUAUACCUCAUUUACAUCUUUUAUUUUUAAUGUAACAACAAAAAUUUUGUUUAAAACCUGCCCCUCCGUGAUCCACUUAAUUAAUUAAUAUACUUAAUCAACUGAAUGUGCUCAUGAAUCAAGUCAUUUUGAUGUUUCUAUUUUGUACAUUCUAUAUCUCUAGUACAUGCUGUAUAUAAUGAGUGUUGUACAGUGUUUGGUCAUCUUGUAGGAAUAUUGGUCCAAAAUAUUUACACUUUAGUCAUUCAUCGCUCAUUAUAAAUACAUUCAAUCCUUUUCCCAUAUUUAAUAUCUUCAUUUUUUUGUUCUUUUCUAAUCUUAGUGUUUUUGUUUAUUGAGAUAUUUUUUAUCAUAAGUCUUAAUACAAUCUCACAGUCUUUUAUUCUUGGAAGAGUGAGAACAUUCAAUAACUUGUGCACCUCUUUUGUGACAUACAUGACAGAAAGAGUUCUGGCUCAUGAUUUACUUUUAAAACACAUGUUUCUAAAAUGUUUUUACUGUUAAUCCUACCUCUCCCUCCCCCCCCCCCCUUUCCAUCCACCAAAACUAAACAAAAGACUUCAAAGCUUGUACUAUGACUGUAAUGAUGGAACUUUUUUUUCUCAGUUUUUCCUUCAAAGAAUCAAAUAUUUGAUUUUACCGGAGCUCAUAUUUCGUUGUUAUAUUUUUGACAAUCUUCAGACAUAUGUAUGACAACCAUGAUUGACGUGUGCUAUCAAAAGAUUCGUUUUAGUUUCAACUCCUUAGGCUUUAAGGGCACUCAAAUUAAAAAGAUGUUUUCGUUUUUUUUACAAACAUUUUUUUCUUUUACAUUUUAUCAUACAAUGUUAGUGAUGUUGUUUUUUAAAAUCAGACUCUCGGUGUAAUAACCAAAUGAUUUUUUUUUUACAAUGUUAUAUUCUGUGUUAAUAAAAAAAAACUUCUGUGAUGCAUGAAUGUUUAUUUGUUGACAUUUCCAUACAAUGACAUUUAUACAUAAUCUCAUGACAUUUUCAAAAAUACUUGUUUGGCUGAACCAUUCCACAGUCAUUUAUAGUAGUCUUCACCUUCUUCCUUUAGUCUGUUGGGGGGGCACUACACCAGAUCUGUUGACAGUCUUUCUCCAUUCCUCUGUGUCUUUUGCCUUUGAUAGAAUCUCUUUAAGUGAGAGAUAUUAGUGUUAUUGGUAGACAAAGACUGUCAGGGAUAAGAAAGGAAGAAGAGAAAAACCCACACUUUGGGUUUUUGAAACCUUACAUCAAAGUGACUCUUUCUGAGGAAACAAUAUGAAGGGGGAUAUAUAUAUAUAUAUAUACAGGGCUUUUUUGUGACGGUAUGCUCCAGUACAGUGUACCGGCACCUUUUUGAUAAAAUUAUUACUUUUCUUGUAUUUUAACGUAUUGUCACAGCUUUCCUAUCAUAUAACUCUAUCUACUUAUAACUCGAUAGAAUCUACCUUAGGUCUCGAUACGUCUAGGUGUCCCUGGUUCAGCUGUAGUUAACGAAAUAAAACAAACCACUAGAUCAAACACAUAAACUUUAAUCAGCUUUUCUGCAUAUCACACACGCUGGUCUCUGUCUGACAACAAAACACACUUCCGGGCAUUCGCGCAGAAUGUAAAAAUAGAUUAUACAUACAUACACACAUUCAUCCAUGACACGUAUAUUAUUAAAUUUUUAGUAGUUAAAAGUUAGGCAAUCAGCUACUGAGUACCGGCACCUAAUCAAUGAGUCCCGGCACCUAUUUUUUUUUUACAAAAAAAGCACUGUAUAUAUAUAUAUAUAUAUAUAUACAUAAAAGAAAAUAAUGCAUGAGUUCUCUUUUUUUUUUUUUUUUGAAAAUAAAAAUGUCAGCUACGAUGAAAGAUAAUCUAGUUCUGGUCUGAUUUUUUGUCUUGUACAAAUGUAAGCCUAAUUUUGCCACAUUUCAUUUUUCAAAUAUAAUUAAACUUUGAUCAUUACCUGGCCAUGACUGAAAAAUCAAUAAAAUCAUCAUUCACUCAAUUUUCUAAAAAAAAAUAUUUUUUUUUUUAAAUGUCUAUUUUUAGAAAUGAUUGAGAACUAUUACAUGCCACAAAGGGCUUACUGUUUUCCUCACAGCUAAAAUGUAGAUAAACUAAGUUGUGUAGCUCUCCUCACAUCAAACAUUCCAAAUAUCUUCCUUCAAAAUCAGCUCAAUAUUGGAACUCACCAAAGAUUUUUCUAAUGCUAUGCCAACUUUUUUUUUUCACUCCAACCUUUUUGUUUGCUCUGAACUAUUGUACAAUCAACUGUCUUGAUGGAAAAUAUGCACAUGGACAUAAACUAAAAAAAUGACAUAUUAUAUUUGAAUGAAUUAUUUUAGCAAACAACAUGACAGUUAUGCCAAUCUAUUCUGUAUUCAUCUACGUUGUCUGAUUACCAAUGUUUUAUUUAUGACUAGAAACAAAAAAAAGUGUAAUUAGAUAAUAAUAAAUGUUGAAACUAA